Priapulus caudatus is the source of this 3585-nucleotide messenger RNA. RefSeq names its product N-acetylgalactosaminyltransferase 7-like. Gene Ontology annotation, cellular component: Golgi apparatus. The transcript has 13 exons. NCBI's taxonomy places the organism in Eukaryota, Metazoa, Priapulida, Priapulimorpha, Priapulimorphida, Priapulidae. The annotation marks the transcript as partial. The record is from RefSeq and is a predicted model, not a curated record.
ACCCCGGCUCUCGCUUCCGUGUCCGUCGACGACGUAGCAUUUCACUUUUUCGUCUACCGUCGGCGCUCGGCGGUGUGUCAUCGUUAGGUGUCCGUUCAUCGUCGAUCGUCACAGCGUGCGUGCGGUAUCAUCUUACACGCUCGCAGCAUCCACGGAGUUAGCAGGGCUUCGCGUACAAGGAGACCAGGGCGUAGAUGGACUGAUCUCUCAUUGCCCACCACUAACGUCACCCACAGCGUUGCCACCACUCGCGUCAGACAAACCCUCGUCACACCCACCAGCACCCUGCGUUCCCCCGCCGGAAGCCCCUCCCCCACCAACCCACCGACCCCCUCCCCCGCUGCAGCAGCAAUCAUGCGCAUCAUCCCGCGGAGGAGGACCUCCCUCUGUCUGAAGCUGGCCGUAGCUCUCCCCCUCACCUGGUUCCUCGUAGUCAUCUACUACGCAUACAGCGACCGCUCGCAGCUCGGCGUCUCGUCGCGAGGUGGCGACACCGACGCCGAGCUUCGCCGCACGGAAGCGCUGCACGAGUUCAACACGAAUCGGUACAACGCCAACGCUGGGUUGAACCGCCCCGCACCGCAGGAGGAGGCGCAGCGCCGCAUGGAACCCAACCUGGGAGAGCGGGACUGGAAGAACGACGGGAGAAGCCACCACGGCGGCGCCGACCGGGCCCCGCCGCCACGCCGCGACCGCAACCAGGGCUGGGACGAGUACCGCGACGCCGGACCACGCCAGGGGGAGUGGCGACACCGCGGCGACAACGAUGACAAUAGAUUCGACGAGCGGGGACAGUACAAAAAGUACCGGGGAGGCGACCGCGGCAACAACGAUGACUAUAGACACCGCGGCGAAAACGAUGACGAUAGACACCGCGGCGACAACGAUGACGAUAGACGCCGCGGCGAGUUCGAGGAUAGACGUCACGGUGGCGGACAUCCGGGUGACGGGAUGGGACGGGAUAGGUACGGGGAUAGCGGGAGAGAACGGCACGACCCGGAAUGGAGGAACCAGGAUGACGAGCAAAUGCCGCCGAUGGACGUGAGAGAGUUUAGUGCGAAUGGUUCCCGCCAGGGGGCAGGAGAGAUGGGAAAGCCCGUGAUUCUGGGUCACCUUCCCCCCGCUGAGCAGAGGAAGGUUGAUGAAGGGUUGGAGAAUAAUGCGUUUAAUCAGUAUGUGAGCGACAUGAUCUCUCUACACCGCAGCUUGCCCGAUGUCAGGGAGAAAGAGUGUCGCAACCAACAGCUGUUGCCCGUGGACAAGCUGCCAGACAGCAGUAUCAUCAUCUGCUUCCACAACGAGGCCUGGUCGACGCUGCUGCGUACAGUACACAGCGUGCUCGACCGCUCGCCACCCUCCCUCAUACACGACAUCGUGCUCGUGGAUGACGACUCCAAUCUACCCCAUCUUGGCAAACCCCUGGAAGAAUACAUGGCCAAGCUCGGUAAAGUGAAGAUCGCGAGAGCCACUAAGAGAGAGGGUCUCAUCCGGGCUAGGCUGCUCGGCGCGAAGGUCGCUGGAGGUCAGGUCAUGACCUUUCUGGAUUCACACUGCGAAGCCACGAAAGGUUGGCUCGAGCCACUACUGGAGCGGAUAGCGCGCAACAAUCGCACGGUCGUCUGCCCCGUCAUAGACAUCAUCGACGACAACACGCUGGAGUACCACGUGUCGCCUGCCGCCGGCGUCAACAUCGGUGGCUUCGACUGGAAUCUCCAGUUCGCCUGGCAUCAGAUCCCGACCCGAGAGCGCCUGCGCAGAAAUAACAGCGCCGACCCGAUCCGGUCACCCACGAUGGCUGGAGGUCUGUUUGCGAUCAACACUGCCUGGUUCCAGCAGCUGGGAACGUACGAUGAUGGCUUCGACAUCUGGGGAGGAGAAAAUCUCGAACUCUCCUUCAAGACGUGGAUGUGCGGCGGAACGUUAGAGAUCAUUCCAUGUUCCCACGUCGGCCACAUCUUCCGUAAGCGCAGCCCCUACAAGUGGAAGGACGGCACGAACGUUCUGCGGAAGAACGCCGUACGCCUGGCAGAGGUCUGGCUAGAUGACUACAAGGACUUCUUCUACGAUCGCAUCAUGUAUGACCUGGGCGACUUCGGUGACGUCAGUUCCAGGAAGAAACUGAGAGAGAAGCUACAGUGUAAGAACUUUGAUUGGUACCUGAAGAACAUCUAUCCUGAACAGUUCAUACCGAGCGAGGCGGUUGCAUCGGGAGAGAUCCGCAAUCUAGGUGACGGGGCAAUGUAUUGUGUAGACGCGGCGCGCAGACCGAAAGGUGGCCAGGUGCAUGCCUUCCCGUGCCACGGCAUGCGAGGACGUCAGUUCUGGCAGAUGAGUAGAGAAGGAGAGCUGAGGAGGGAUGAUGCAUGCAUGGACUACACGGGAGAGGAUGUUGUUGUCUAUCCCUGUCACGGAGAAAGGGGAAACCAGUACUGGGAGUACGACCCGCAGGUGCGUCUCAUACAUCACCCGAAGACGUCGCGCUGUCUGCAGCUGGCGGCCGACCACGACGUCGUGACGGUGAAUCGCUGCAACCCCUCCAACCCGCUGCAGCAGUGGGUGCUCGAGGGCUGGAUACCGCACCAGCUCGAGCAGGCCGACCCGCACGUCGCGCCCUGGCAUCCGAUGGCCUCGAAAGACUACGCACGAAACUACGCCGACGCGAAGCGCGAGGGGGCGCCACCAUCGUCGACGUACGAGUCGCGCGCCGCCGGCGCCCCCUAUCGGCAGGGAGCGCAGGCGAGUCCCGUGUUUGGCGGGCAGCGCGUGAUUGGGCAGCACGCGAAGGGUGAUACGGGAGAUGUGUAUGAGAGGGCGCCACCGGCGGGCACGCGGGGAGAGAGGCACUCCGACGUGCCCUACGCCCAGGCUGCCGCCCUCGGUGGGGGCGCACCUCCUCACGGCGCCCCCUACCAGCACGCUCAGGGCGCCCCCUACCAGCACGCACAGGGCGCCCCCUACCAGCACGCUCAGGGCGCCCCCUACCAGCACGCUCAGGGAGCCCCUUACCAGCACGCUCAGGGCGCCCCCUACCAGCACGCUCAGGGAGCCCCUUACCAGCACACUCAGGGCGCCCCCUACCAGCACGCUCAGGGCGCCCCCUACCAGCACGCACAGGGCGCCCCCUACCAGCACGCACAGGGCGCCCCCUACCAGCAAGAGCCGGGCGUACCCUACCAGGAAGCGCAGAGCAACCAAUUCAUACCAGUUCUUGCUGACCAUUACCAGCAACCACAGGGAGGUUACCACCAACCUGCUCAGGGCGCCCCCUAUCAUCACGAACAGGGCGCCCCCUAUCAUCACGAACAGGGCGCCCCCUACCAUCACGAGCAGGGCGCCCCCUACCAGUACGAACAGGGCGCCCCCUAUCAGGAGGCAUCGCAUGAGUAUGAUGCGCGUGGACGGAUAGUACGGCGCGGGCAGGCGACCCACGUAGAGCAGCAGCAGCAGGAACAACGACAACAACAACAACAACAGCAGCCCCAGCAGCAGCAGCCGCAGGAGCAGCAACAACAACAACAACAGCAGCCCCAGCAGCAGCAGCCGCAGGAGCAGCAACAACAACAGCAGCAGCAACAACAGCCGCAA